Uncinocarpus reesii 1704 is the source of this 420-nucleotide messenger RNA. RefSeq lists its product as uncharacterized. Bases 1 to 420 code for a protein of 139 amino acids. Gene Ontology annotation, molecular function: single-stranded DNA binding. The transcript has 3 exons. Lineage: Eukaryota; Fungi; Ascomycota; Eurotiomycetes; Onygenales; Onygenaceae. The record is from RefSeq and is a predicted model, not a curated record.
AUGUUCGGUCUCACCCGCUUCGCGCCCGCCCUCCGCACCGCGUCCGUCCCACGCGCCUUCACCACCACCUCUGCCCGAGGAAUUGCGACAAUCACGAUUACCGGUCGCCUGGGAGCCGCUCCAGAGCUUAAGACUAGCCAAAAUGGACGCGAGUAUGUACGAUACGUUCUUGCGUCUACCUCGGGGCCCAAUCGGGACGCGAGCUGGUUCCGCAUCAACAGCUUCGCCGUUGAUAAAGCCCGAGACCAUCUGCUUGGCCUUCCAAAAGGGACGCUGAUGUCUGUCACUGGAGAUGCGACCGUCAAUGCUGUGGAAAAUGCCGACGGUCAAAGGUCUUUCAACCUGAACGUCACGCAGCGAAACUAUGAGGUCCUUCUCCGUGGUAAACCCGAAGCCGAAGCCAGCCAGGGAAGCGAGUAA